AUGAAUAAUAAGUAUUUAUACGCAACAGAUAGCGAAGAAAGUGACGGGGAAGGUGGUUUGGGUAACCUUAACCGACUAAUCGUCCGGCCGCCGGGGCACAGUGGGAAAGCGAAACGCGGUCAUUUGUGUUUCGACGCGGCCUUCGAAUGUGGUAACCUCGGCCGAGCUGAUCACAUUACAGAGCUGGAGUAUGACCUGUUCAUCCGACCCGACACCUGCAGGCCUCGAUCCAGGUUCUGGUUCAACUUCACCGUCGAAAACGUUAAACAGGAACAACGAGUCCUUUUCAAUAUAGUCAAUAUGGGUAAAGAGUAUACACUAUUUAAUGAAGAAAUGACACCUAUAGUACGAUCAACAUCUCGUCCGAAAUGGCAACGCAUUCCACGGCGCCUUAUGUUCUAUCAUAAGUCUAUGAUACAUCGUGGUCGUAAAAUACUAAGUCUAGCAUUUGCUUUUGAUAAGGAGGAAGAUGUCUAUCAAUUUGCAGCUGCCGUGCCAUACUCUUAUUCAAAAUUGCAAAAGUAUUUAGCUAUAUGGGAAAAAAGAGCUCAAGGUUUUGCCACAAGACGAUCUAUUGCGCAGACUACGCAAAAACGGCGGAUCGACCAUCUCACUAUUGGAGAUACUGUUAUUGGGGCAGAUGUUAAAGAAGAUUUGAAUACAAGGGGUAAAGGUCCAGAAAUAAAGAAGAGGGUAGUUUUAAUUUUAGCACGAACGCACGGCGGCGAGCCACCGUCGUCUAUUAUAUGCCAAGGUUUUCUGGACUACAUUAUAGGUUCAUCGGAGAAAGCUUUGUCGUUACGAAAUGGCAUCCGUAUCGAGGUGGUUCCAAUGCUCAAUCCUGAUGGUGUAUUUUUGGGAAAUCAGAGGUCAGAUCUAUUAGGUUCCGACCUUAAUCGGUGUUGGAACCGAGCUACAACAUUUGCACAUCCAGCUCUUGUUGCUGUUAAUGAUCUCAUUCAAAAGAUAAAUGCUGAAAAGGCAAGUACCCUACAAUUGGACUUCAUAAUAGAUAUUCAUGCUGACCUUAGUCAUGAGGGAGUAUUUGUUCGUGGUAAUUCCUAUGAUGAUGUUUACAGAUUUGAACGUCACGCAGUUCUACCUAAGUUCUUGGCUAUGAGAGUUGAAGCUUGGAAGCAGGAGUCAUGUCUUUACAACACUGAUUCUAUCAGCGCGGGCAGUGCGCGUCGAACUUUACCGACUGGGACCGUAGAUGCAUACAGCCUGCUAGCAUCACUUGGUGGAAGACGAUUGAUACCCAGGGGUCCAUACCUUCACUAUACUGAAGAUGCAUACUCUAAGAUAGGUAGAUCGUUAGCGAAGGCUCUAUGUGAUUACUACAGACAUAUAGGGGUUAUUCCACCACAGGAAGGAAUACCAAAUAAAAAGAAAGAUCCCAGAAAGAGAAGAAGAAAACGAAGAGCAGUAUAUGAAAGAGAAAGAUCUCCAAGUUCGUCUCCCGAUCGUCGUGUGUUGGUAUCCCGUGUCCUGAGUCCCCCUCUGCCUGUGAAGUCACCGCCUGCAAUUCGAGCACUUCCCCCAAGAACGGCGCGUAGUAUACGACAAAGAACGUGUGCCAGAGUACACAUUGGAGAUAAUCUGUUGCCUGCUAUAACUGGUAAAGCAGUUUGUUUGCCUAAGCUGACUGUGGUAGACCUCAGCGCGUACAUUCGUGCCCCAUCUCAUCCCACCCGUCAAAGAAGAGUCCCUACGUCACGUCGGCCACGUGUCAUCACUAGCGACGAAUAUGACACACUGACUGACUAG
Molecule: messenger RNA, 1767 nt
Organism: Danaus chrysippus (African queen)
Lineage: Eukaryota; Metazoa; Arthropoda; Insecta; Lepidoptera; Nymphalidae
Source: the annotation of a GenBank genome assembly